AUGGCGGCCCCCCUCGGGCCCCGGCAGCAGCGGCGCCCGCCCCUCUUGCGCCAGGCCAUCAAGAUAAGGCGCCGCCGAGCCCGGGACCUGCAGGAGCCCCUGCCCCAGAGCGUCCCCGAGCCCCCGUGGGUGUGGGCGCCCACGCCAGCCCUGGACACACUGUUCUUCCUUCCCCAGACCCAGCCGCCAGCCCCCCACCUCUCCGCGGAAGAGCGGGACGUGCUCUACGAGGAGGCCGUGUACAGCGUGCUCCACCGCCUGGGCCAGCCCGAGCCCCAGCACGUCUCCCAGGCCGCCCAGCUGCUGGACUACCUGCAGGAGGCCUUCCAGCUGAAGCCCGAGGAGCACCAGCAGAAGCUGCGGGCGGUGCAGGAGCUGGAGAAGCCGAUCUUCUGCCUGAAAGCCACGGUGAAGCAGGCCAAGGGCAUCUUGGGCAAGGAUGUGAGCGGCUUCAGCGACCCCUACUGCCUGCUGGGCAUCGAGCAGGGGCUGGGCACGCCGGGGGGCAGCCCGGGCACGCGACGCCGGCAGAAGGCCGUGGUCCGACACACGAUCCCGGAGGAGCAGACGCACCGCACCCAGGUCAUCAGCCAGACGCUCAACCCCGUGUGGGAGGAGACCUUCAUCCUGGAGUUUGAGGACUUAAACACCUCAAGUUUCCACCUGGACAUGUGGGACCUGGACACAGUGGAGUCGGUCAGACAGAAGCUGGGCGAGCUGACAGACCUGCACGGGCUGCGCAGGAUGUUUAAGGAGGCCCGGAAGGACAGAGGCCAGGAUGACUUCCUGGGGAACCUGGUCGUCAGGCUGCAGGACCUGCACUGCCGGGAGGACCAGUGGUACCCCCUGGAGCCGCGCACGGAGACUUACCCAGACCGCGGCCGGUGCCACCUCCAGUUCCAGCUCAUUCACAAGCGGAGAGCCACUGUGGCCAGCCGGUCCCAGCCCAGCUACAAGGUCCACCUCCGCCUGCUGCAGCAGCUCGUGUCCCACGAGGGCAUGCAGCACCAGGCCGGCAGUUCCUCCUGGGAUGGGUCACUGAGCGCCGAGGCCACCACCAUCCUGCACCUGCACGCCACCCAGAAGGAUCUGUCUGACUUCCACCAGUCCAUGGCGCAGUGGCUGGCCUACAGCCGGCUCUACCAGAGCAUGGAGUUCCCCAGCAGCUGCCUCCUGCUGCCCAUCACCAGCAUGGAGUACCAGUGGAUCCAGGGCCGGCUCCAGGCCGAGCAGCUGGAGGAGCUGACCACGUCCUUCAGCUCGCUGCUGGCCUACGGCCUCUCCCUCAUCCGGAGGUUCCGGGCCGUCUUCCCGCUGUCCGUCUCGGACUCCCCGGCGCGGCUGCAGUCGCUGCUCAGGGUGCUGGUGCAGAUGUGCAAGAUGAAGGCCUUUGGAGAGCUGUGCCCCGACAGUGCCCCCCUGCCCCACCUGGUCACCGAGGCCCUGCGGACUGGCACCAUCGAAUGGUUCCACCUGAAGCAGGAGCAGCACCAGCCUAUGGUGCAGGGCAUGCUGGAGGAGGGCAAGGCUUUGCUGGGCCUGGUGCAGGACAUCACGGGGGACCUGCACCAGUGCCAGCGCACGUGGGACAAGAUCUUCCACAACGUCCUCAAGAUCGACCUCUUCUCCACCGCCUUCCUGGAGCUGCAGUGGCUGGUGGCCAAGCGGGUACAGGAAUACAUGGAGGAGGUGGGCAGCCCCGUGUCCCCGGAGAUGGGCGAGAGUCUCUUCCAGCUCUACGUCAGCCUCAAAGAGCUCUGCCAGCUGGGCCCAGCGCCCUCAGAGAGGGAAGGAGUCCUGGACCUGGACGGCUUCCAUCGCUGGUUCCAGCCGGCCAUCCCCUCCUGGUUGCAGAAGACCUACAGCGUGGCCCUGGCCCGCGUGCAGCGCGCGGUGCAGAUGGACCAGCUGGUGCCCCUGGGCGAACUGACCAAGCACAGCACCUCGGCGGUGGACCUGUCCAUCUGCUUUACCCAGAUCAGCCAGACCGCCCAGCAGCUGGACUGGCCCGACCCGGAGGUGGCCUUCAUGAUCACUGUCAAGUUUGUGGAGGACACGUGCCGGCUGGCCCUGGUGUACUGCAGCCUGAUAAAGGCCCGGGCCCGGGAGCUCUCCGCAGGCCAGAAGGACCAGGGCCAGGCGGCUGACAUGCUGUGCGUGGUGGUGAACGACAUGGAGCAGCUGCGGCUGGUCAUCGGCAAGCUGCCCGCCCAGCUGGCCUGGGAGGCCCUGGAGCGGCGGGUGGGGGCGGUGCUGGAGCAGGGCCAGCUGCAGAACACGCUGCACGCGCAGCUGCAGGGUGCGCUGGCUGGGCUCAACCACGAGAUCCGCACCGGCGUCCGGACCCUGGCCGAGCAGCUGGAGGCGGGCAUCGCCCAGCACAUCCAGAAACUGGUGGGCGCCGGCGCGUCGGUCCUGCCCGAUGAUGCCAUCCUGCCCCUCAUGAAGUUCCUGGAGCUGAAGCUGUGCUACAUGAACACCAACUUGGUGCAGGAGAAUUUCAGCAGCCUCCUGACCCUGCUCUGGACGCACACACUCUCCGUGCUGGUGGAGGCGGCCGCCUCCCAGCGCAGCUGCCCCCUGGCCUCGGGCAGGCUGAAGCUGGCGCUGCAGAGCCUGGAGGCCUGCUUCUACGCGGAGGGCUGCGGCCUGCCGCCGGAGGCCCUGCACACGGACACCUUCGAGGCUCUGCAGAGGGACCUGGAGCUGCAGGCGGCCUCCAGCCGGGAGCUCAUCCGCAAGUACUACUGCAGCCGCAUCCAGCAGCAGGCCGAGACCACCUCGGAGGAGCUGGGGGCGGUCACCCUCAAGGCCUCGUACCGGGCGUCGGAGCAGAAGCUGCGGGUGGAGCUGCUCAGUGCCUCCAGCCUGCGGCCCCUGGACAGCAACGGCUCCAGCGACCCCUUUGUUCAGCUGACCUUGGAGCCCCGGCACGAAUUCCCCGAGCUGGCCCCGCGGGAGACGCAGAAGCAUAAGAAGGAACUUCACCCACUGUUUGACGAGACCUUCGAGUUCCUGGUGCCCGCCGAGCCGUGUCGGACGGCCGGAGCCUGCCUGCUGCUCACGGUCCUGGACCACGACACUCUGGGCGCGGACGACCUGGAGGGGGAAGCCUUCCUGCCGCUGGGCUCCGUGCCGGGGCUGGCCGGGCCAGACGAGCCUGGCGAGGUGCCGCAGACCCGCCUGCCCCUCACCUAUCCAGCCCCCAACGGGGACCCCGUCCUGCAGCUCCUGGAAAGCCGGAAGGGUGACCGCGAGGCCCAGGUGUUCGUGAGGCUGCGGCGCCAGCGGGCCAAGCAGGCCUCCCAGCACACACUGCGGCCGGGGCCGUAGCAGAGGGGGGACGCAGGGCUGGGCAGCCCAGUAGGUGGAGGCCUGAGAUGAGCGCCUCCGAGGCCCCAGCCCCCCUCCCCUCUGUGGGACAAGCAGUGGCCCCGCCUACCCCGCCCCCACUGGGGCCCUCCCCCCCCCCAAGAGGGUGUUUAGCUGCCCCCGGGUGGUCAGGGAUGGAGAGGUCAGGGGUCAGGGCCGGAGGGGAGCUGCACGGACAGAUGGAAGAGAAGGGAUGGUGGGGCUGGACAGCACCUGCCACCUGGACACUCCUCACAAAAUAAAAACGGAGGCCACCAACCUGCUGUCCUCAUAGCACGUCACUGUAGCCUACCUGGGGGGGGGGGAAACUGAGGCAGAAGCAGCGACACAGCAAGGGGUCAAGGGCUCUGGAUGCACCUGCCUGCACCCUGCCCCCCUGCCCCAGAGGCUGUGGCCUAGCAAGGGCCUGUAGGAGUGUGCAGGGGACAAGCAGCUUCUCACUGGAGUGCCAGGCUGAGAGGCCUGCCUGGAGGAGGUGGCCUGCGUGGGAGCGGGAGCUCAGAACCCUCUCACGGUGAGGGAGGUCUUGGCCGUCAUGUCCCCUCUGUGCCUGUGUGGGCCAGCAAGGGCCGGCCAGAGCCUGUGCUAAGGCUCCCGUGCCCCGCCUGGCAGAGGGGACCCUGAGCUGCCUGGCUCAGUGGGUGGGGUGGGGCAGGGCAGGCCGAGCUGCUGCCCCGGGGCCACCCACAGCCACAGCAGUCACAGGGCUGUGGGAAUCGAGGUGGGGGACACCAGAGGGGCCACAGCUGGGUACAGCGAGGUGUCAGUCAGGCCAGCACGGGGGUCCGAGCUGGCAUGGGAGCAGGCAGGCCCUCUGGGCCCCAGCAGCUG
Sorex araneus (European shrew) is the source of this 4203-nucleotide messenger RNA. RefSeq names its product unc-13 homolog D (gene UNC13D). The record is from RefSeq and is a predicted model, not a curated record. NCBI's taxonomy places the organism in Eukaryota, Metazoa, Chordata, Mammalia, Eulipotyphla, Soricidae. The transcript has 32 exons. The coding region runs from base 1 to 3333 and encodes 1110 amino acids.